AUGCGCAGCAUUCUCGUCACGUUCCUCGGCCUCGUCGCCGCCUCCGUCGCACAGGCUGCUUUCACCGGUCCCUGCACCGACACCGCCUGCGGCGUCGAGAGCGAGAACUGCGAGGCUCAGGGCCGACAGUGCUUCCCCUUCCCCAACACCGCCCCAGCACUCCGCGAAGGCUGCGUGGCCGAGAAGCUUAUUGUGUGGUACACGUGGUGA
Molecule: messenger RNA, 210 nt
Organism: Colletotrichum navitas
Lineage: Eukaryota; Fungi; Ascomycota; Sordariomycetes; Glomerellales; Glomerellaceae
Exons: 2
Coding region: 1-210 (69 amino acids)
Source: RefSeq, a predicted model, not a curated record